GGCGGCCCGGAAUUUAACACAGAUUCAAAUGGAUCUCGAAGUUGUUGAGAAGGUUUUCCAAAAGCAGUAUAUAAAGCGUAACCAGUGACACUUACGAGUAAACAACAUAUAAAUAUAGUUAUGAAGGUUGCAGUUUCCAUUUAGAUUCCCUCUUUGAGUGAACUUUGAAGAAUGUUUUUUAGUUCUGUUUGCUGUAUGCCCGUAGGCUUGUUUGGAGGAGGAGGAGGAGAGGAGGAGAAGAAGAUGAAAGGAGGAGGAGGAGGAGGAGAGGAAGGAGGAGGAGGAGGAGGAGGAGGAGGAGGAGGAGGAGGAGGGGAGGAGAAGAAGAAGACGAAAGGAGGAGAGGAGAAGAAGAAGAAGAAGAAGAAGAAGAAGAAGAAGAAGAAGAAGAGUGGGAAGAAAGCAGGUGAAGGGGGCUUCACCCACGACGGCGACAACAGUGACUCACGACGGGGCUGCAACAGGGUGGCGACGAGCGACGGGGGGUCGGAAGGUGUCUGCGGCAGCAGCGAUCAGGGUUCACAGGAUGACGAUGAGAGCUCGGCGGCAGCAGCGAUAGGAGUUCGACGGCAGCAGCAACGGAGCUUCACUCCAUGGCGGUGAGUGACGGGGUUGCUGGAAGACGGCUACGAUCGA
Messenger RNA from Chara braunii, 636 nucleotides. The record is from the annotation of a GenBank genome assembly. Lineage: Eukaryota; Viridiplantae; Streptophyta; Charophyceae; Charales; Characeae.